AUGGAUAAUCUUAUCUCGAUCGAUCAGUCUGUAGCUCCUACUAAAUAUUGUAGGAACAAGGAACGAUUAAUAACGUCCGAAGAAAACGACGAGUAUUUACUUAUUGGCGCUGAGGUCGACACGAUCGUUGUGAUGGAAUGUCGGUUUUGUAACGAGAAAAAGGAGGGAGAAACGAAAAUUUGGUAUUACCAAGAUCGCUACAGAGAGAAUGUUGAGAAAGAGAUUGAAUUAGGAAUGGAUAACAACAUCUCGUAUAAUAGAAUUUACACUACCCCGGAUCUUUCUUUAGUAGUAAAAGAUUUUGCGGUGACAGACGCUGGCAUUUAUUUGUGUCAUGGCGCGGAAGGGCAAGAGGCUGAAAAUAAAUUCAACUAUAGAAUCGAGCCAGUUUUCAAAGAACACGGAGUCCUCUAUACGGAACAAGGGAAUCUAACUGAAUGGGAGAAAUAUCGCGAAGUAUAUUUGGCAUCGGUUACCACACGAUUUGCCGUUUCACAAAUGUCUGAGUUAGCUGAAAUUCGAGAGGUUGGAAUAACGCUACAGGUGAUUUCUGAAUGGGCGCCUUGGAGCCUGUGCGAACAUUGUGUACGUAAUCGAGGUUAUAAGACGAGUUUAGGAAAUUGUCGAUUAAAACGGCACGUAAAUAUGACGAUUGCCAACAAGAGUGACUCAUCUAUAGUUAAAUUUUUUCGAAAAUCUCCAUCACUACCCUGCAAAUCAAUUUUACUCGAAGAAGAAUUUCCUGCUAUCAGUACAGCAGUGCGUCAUUUGCCGGAGUAUAUCUUGAAGGAACCAUGCAAAAAAUGUCCUCGCGUGAAGAAGAAAAAGAGUGGAAAGUUUAAAUACGUUAAACGAUUUGUACUUGCAGAGGGCGCUUAUCUUACCGUCAUUUGUCCAGAGUCAACCAAGGAUACGCAAGUGUCGUGGAAGAAGGAUUCGAUUACAUUGGAAAAGGGAGUCCGUCGAUCUUUUCGCAAAUUGGAUCCAGAGGCUCGCGUGAUAGUGGACGCGUUUGGAUUGCUUUAUCUAAUAGUGUUUCCCAUUCUUCACUGUAUACACGUAUCAGAUGUUUCGGCUCACGAGGAAGGGAACUACACGUGCUACAUCGAUAAUAUAGGCAUGAUGCAAUUAAAAGUUAUCGUUAUUCUUAAAGCUAGACUACUCACGCAAGGACUUCUCCGGAGAUGUGUGAAUUGUAGAUCAAGGGGAGAUUUAGGAUCGUGCAAGGAUCCUUUCACUAUGAACUCGACGGCUAUUGAAAUGGAAAAAGGUGUCGACGCUGUUCCAUGCGCGUCUGGUUGGUGCGGCAAAAUAAUUGAACGGCACGGUUUGAACAAUGAAUAUGGUACCGCCACUCAAAGGCUUUGUUUUCAACGUGGACCCGACGACGGUGAAGAAAGAUGCGCGUAUACCGUGUGGAAUUAUAAAAAGGUUUACAUGUGCCUUUGUUUGGGAGAUUUAUGCAACGGAUCAACCAGACCGGCAAUCUCCAACGGAUUGAUCUUUACAAUGUUUUGCGUUUUACUUCGGUGGUUUGUUUGA
Habropoda laboriosa is the source of this 1542-nucleotide messenger RNA. RefSeq lists its product as uncharacterized. The record is from RefSeq and is a predicted model, not a curated record. NCBI's taxonomy places the organism in Eukaryota, Metazoa, Arthropoda, Insecta, Hymenoptera, Apidae. Gene Ontology annotation, biological process: sleep; regulation of synaptic transmission, cholinergic; positive regulation of voltage-gated potassium channel activity. Bases 1 to 1542 code for a protein of 513 amino acids. The transcript has 10 exons.